Paramecium tetraurelia is the source of this 1979-nucleotide messenger RNA. RefSeq lists its product as uncharacterized. The transcript has 6 exons. The record is from RefSeq and is a predicted model, not a curated record. Lineage: Eukaryota; Ciliophora; Oligohymenophorea; Peniculida; Parameciidae.
AUGAAGACAAUCCUACUUGUAUUGUUGAGUGUGCAGAUCUUAUUAGCAUAGGAUCCUUGGGUAACCCAUUAUACAGCAUUUACAUCAGCUGAAAUAAAUGACUUGGAUGGCUGGGUUGUAAAGAAAGCAUUUAAAGGAAACACUUUUAGCAAAUGUGACAAAGUCAGUUUGGUUGGUGGAUAUGGAGCUUUUGGUAAAGGAGCAACAGCUUUGAAAUAAUUAGCACUUCCACCUCAUUAUAAAUUAAAGAUCAAUGUACAAUUGUGGAAAAUUGAUAGUUGGGAUAACGAAAUAAUGUUUGUUUUGGUUGAUGGUUUCAUUUGGCAAGCAAAAUGGCACUAUUCUGAAGGAGCUAAUUUAUGUGGAGCAGCUAAUGAUUGGAAGGAAGCCUUUUAUAACAUUGAGUUUGAAGUUCCUCACAAUUCACCCACAGUGAGCAUAGUAUUGACAUCCAAUUUGGACGAAGAUGCUUUGAAUGAAUCAUGGGCAUUCAGAGAUUUCAAAUUGUCAUUCUAAAGAUGUCAUUCAGAAUGUGCAGUAUGUGGAGAUAAUAAACCAGAUAAUUGUUUCUUUUGGACAAAUGUAGCUACUAAUUGGAAUAAGUAAAUUUCAUUAGAAGGAUGGACAUUGGAUGGAGAAGGAAAGGCUGAAUCAAAUGAAUGUGCAGGAGUACAACUCUUUGGUGGUUAUGGAAAAUUAGGAAGAAAAGCCAAUUUAUGGAAGAGAUUCACUAAUUUACCACCUCACUUUUAAGUUAAGGUCAAGGUAUAAAUGUGGAAGAUUGAUUCUUGGGAUAAUGAGCUGUUCUUAAUGGAAAUUGAUGAUUAGGAGAAAUUCAGAUAAGCCUUUGCUUACAAUGAAGGAGUUGAUCUUUGUGGUGUUGAUACAAAUGCCAAAUAAGGAGAAGGAUGGGCUGAAAAGAUAGUUAAUAUCGAAAUUAAUGUCCCUCACAAAUUCCCUGAAGUCAAAGUCUUAAUGAAAUCUACAUUGGAUGAACCACCUGAGAAUGAAUCAUGGGGAGUUAGAGAUUUCCAAUUAUUCGCUGCUCAAUGUUUCAAAGGAUGCACAGGUUGCACUGGACCAGCUAAAUCUGAUUGUACUUCAUGUGGAUAAGGUUUCGAUCUUGUCAAUGGUGAAUGCAAAGAAGGAAUUAAAUGGAUGACAUUGAACAGAUUCUUCUUUAAUGAUGAAUAAGAUUUCUAAGGAUUGUAUGAUUGGGUUCCAUCAAGUGUAUUCCAAAAUUAAAAUCCAUUUUCAACUUGCGGAUAAAAGAAAUUGUUUGGUGGUUAUCAAAGAUUUGGUGCCAAGGGUAAGGCUGAGAGAAAUUUCAAUCUUCCCAAACAUUCAAGACUCAGAAUAUAAUUCCAAUUCUGGAAGAUAGAUUCAUGGGAUGAUGAGAAAUUCUAACUCUUCGUUGAUGGCAAGGUAGUCUUUGAAAGAUCAUUUGGAUUCAGCACUCCAGGACAAGCCAAAAUCUGCGGAGCUCCUUAAAGCACUUGGAUGACUUACUUCUUCAAUGUUGAUGUCAUUCUUGAACACACUAAUCCUACUGCCAACGUUGUCUUAACUUCCACCUUAGACUAAGCUGCUGAUGACGAAUCUUGGGGUUUCAGAGAAUUCCAAAUCCUUUAUGAAUUAAAAGAAGAUUGUGUUGAAUUGUAUACUGAAUGUGGAUUCAAGGGAACCAAAUUUGAUGUCUGUAGAGACACUCCAUCACUUGCUAGAGAAAAGAUCAGUUAAGUUAAAUCAAUUAAGAUUCCUCCCGGAGUUGUAGUCUAAGGUUUUGAUGAAGAGGUUUACAAAGGAAAGACUGUGAAGUUUUCAUAAAGUUAAGAUUGCUUAGAAGAAAUCCAAUUUUCUUUCAUCCAAAAAAAGUUUGAAAUCAUCUAAGCUGAUGAUUCUGUCCUUGCUGCAAAUUUAAGACGUAUCAGAUUUGAUUGAUAUAAAAUAAAUAAAAUUAAUAUUUUAUAAGUUCUUUC